UGUUGGUAACAGUUGUAGACAUUUUGCUACGUAUAUUUUUGCAGUGGCCGUGGAAUAGAAGGUUGAAAUAUUUGUGGUAUUUGAACAUUUAGUGAUGUAGUAACUGGUCAUUUUGUUGAUAGGCAUAGAAUGCGUACUCAAGUUGUAUGAACUUUCCAUUACGAAAGGUUUGUGAAGACCUGUGAUCAUGUUUCGAGAUAUGAAAUCAACUUUUGGGCAGACAAAUAGUGCUGCAACAUUCGGUGGAGGUGGUUUCAAUAGUGGAACUGCAACAAGUCCAUUUGGACAAACCUUUGGGAAAAACACAACAACAGGAUUUACAACACCAGCUUUUGGGUCAACAAGUUCAUCACUGUUUGGUAGUAGCACUCCUACUACUGGUGGCCUCUUUGGAGGUGCUACAGCUACUCCUGUAUUUGGACAAGCUCAGACUACACAGCCAUCAGCAUUUGGUUUUCCUUCAAGUACAACAGGCAGUAAUUUGUUUGGUAGUCAGCAGAAUGCCAACGCAAGUUUAUUUGGUGCCAAUGUUACUUCUGCAUUUGGUGCAAACAAACCUGCCUUUGGGGGGUUUGGAACUUCUACUGGGACUGGGUUGUUUGGGCAGCAGCAACAGCAGCAACAGACACAAGCUGCCCCAUCGCUGUUUGGUCAGAGUACAGGUGCAACUAAUACUGGAAUCUUUGGUUCAGGAGGUUUUGGAGCAAGCAGUACAACAACUGCAGCAGUUGGUACUCCAAUUAAGUUUACUCCGGUAACUGGCUCAGACACAAUGGUAAAGAAUGGCGUGACACAGACAAUUAGCACUCGUCAUCAUUGCAUUACCUGCAUGAAGGAAUAUGAAUCAAAAUCACUAGAAGAAUUGCGUUUGGAGGAUUAUGCAGCAAACCGCAAGGGACCACAAGGACCACAACAAACUGGAUUAUUUGGAACUUCCACAGGAACUUCCCUCUUUGGUACAGGGGCUAGUACUAGCACAGGUACAGCAGGCAUCUUCAAUGACAACAAACCUCUGUUUGGUGGAGGUACUUCUAUGGGAUUUGGAUCAAAUUCUGGUGGUAUGUUUGGUUCUGCGAACCAACAAAGUAGUACACUCUUUGGAAAGUCGGGGUUUGGAACCAUGACAACCACCACAGGUGGUUCUGGUUUUUCUUUCAACACAGCAACAACUGCCAAUCCCUUUGGAGUGAAUACACAGCCAAAACCAUUUGGAACUGCUACCCCACAAACUAACACUUUGUUUGGGGCUACAUCUCAGCCUUCCACAUUUGGCACUCAGCCUACUGGUUUUGCUGGAUUUGGAAAUCAAAAUCAGAGUAUUGGACUAUUUAACCAAACCAAGCCAGCAUUCAAUAUGGCCACAACUAGUACUGGAUUUUCAUUUGGUCAGAAUACAUCAACAAAUGCUGGAGGUAUGUUUGGAGCAAAACCUACCGGAACUUCAGGAUUUCCAGGCACAUUUGGGAAUCCCACAACAUCAAGCUUUGGUACUAACACUGUGUUUGGAGCAAAUCAGAACUCGCCACUUUUCAACCAGCCUUUCAAACCAGCAACUUCAGGCUUUAGCUUUGGCCAGUCAGCACCUACAGGAACAGGUCUUGGUGGAAGUCUAAAUAUUGGAGGUCAGUCCAUGUUUGGAAAUACAGCUAACAAACCAAAUAUGUUUGGAACCAGUACUAUAUUCAAUACUGGAGGUUUUGGUCCUAGUUCAGGGUCUGUAUUUCCAACAGGAAUGGGACUUGGAACUUCAGUUAAUCUUGGAGGAAACCCAUUACUUGGAGGAACUGGAACUAGCACAGCAACAAAUCAGCAAGACAGUGGGACUGUUCAUCAGCAGAUUUUGGCCUUGGCCUCCAUGCCGUUUGGUGAUUCUCCAUUGUUUCGAAAUCUCCUGCCAGCUACUGGUAAAACAGAUGAGCUACUUAAACCAACAAAUCCAGCAGCCCAGAAAGCAGCUGUCUCUAAUAACCAUUUCAAAGUCUCACCCAGAGGAAAUGUUAAAAUCAAAGUGAAGCCACUUGGAGCAUCUUCUCUUUCCAAAAAGUCCUUGUUUGAGGGUCUUGAGGAAUCUGACCCUACUUUACUGGACACUUUCCAACCUCGCUCCAUCACCAAGAAACUGAUGUUAAAACCAAAGGCAACAACCCCUACAAGUGGAAAACCAAUUGCACAAUCAUCAGCUGCCAUACCAGGACCAUCUGACAUACUGGAAGCUGAUAAGGAAAAUAAAUAUGUUCAGCAAACUAGUGUUACACUUCCAGAACAGUGUGAAGACUCAUGGCUCCGUAAAUCACUCCGUGAAAGUGCAACAGAAACUGAAGGAGAACAAGAAGCUUCAGAUGCACGGGAGACAUCACCACCUUUGAUAAGAACUCCAUUUAUCAGUCCUGGACAAAGGAACAAUGAAUCAGUUAUUGACAACACAAUUGCAGAAUUAAAAACACAGAAAGACAGUCGUUCAUCCCUAAAUAUGGAUGAUAAAGAGAAUGUCAGCAACAACAGCUCAUCAUCAUCUGAUGACAGCUUGGAGGCAGAUGAACCUGCUACAUUCAUGGAAGGUCAGGACUCCCAUCCGACUGGAAUUGUAUUGCGCCGAGUUGGCUAUUAUACAAUUCCAUCUCUGGAUGAGCUAAUAUGUCAUAUGAGUGAUGAUGGCAGCUGUGUAGUGGAUAACUUCACAGUUGGUCGUGAGGGGUAUGGCAAUGUCUUCUUCCCUGAUUCGUUUGAUGUGGCUGAUCUUAACCUGGAUGAAAUAGUACACUUCCGUUACAAAGAAGUUAUGUUGUACCCUGAUGAUGAAAAGAAGCCACCAGUGGGUUGUGGGCUGAACCGUCGAGCACAAGUGACUUUAGACCGAGUUUGGCCAGUGGAUAAGACGACUCAUAACCCUAUCACUAAUACAGAGCGACUGAAACAGAUGGAUUAUGAGGGAAAGCUACGUAGAGUUUGUGCCAAGUUGAAGACUCGUUUCUUAGAGUAUCGGCCACAGACUGGUUCCUGGGUAUUCAAAGUUGACCAUUUCUCCAAAUAUGGCUUAAGUGAUUCAGAUGAAGAUGAUAUACCAGUUUCUGAUGUCAAGAAGUUCAAACCUACUGCACCCCUACUUCAGCAACAUGAAAAACACCAGAAAAUACAGCAACACCAUAAAACUGAUAAGCCAUUAUUAGCUAGAGAGAUAUCACAUGGUUUAUCAGAUGGUUUACUGUCUAAUGACAUUAGUAAACAUCCUCAUGCCUUAGUACCUGUGUUGUUGGAAGAUGAUCAAGAUAUGGAGGAGGGUAUCCGGCAGCAAUUGGGAGCAUAUGGCGAUGAAUUGGAAAAAAUGCAACAAAGUCCAACAGUGCAGUUGGCAAGAGAAGUUGGAUCACCAACUCACAAAGUUCAGCUGAUGAAGGCAUCCUUCUUUAUGGAAGAUGAAGGGAGUUUGGAACCUGAUUUAAUGGAGCUGACGGAAUUUUGUGGAGGCAGGUUGUUGCAUGUAGAUGCUGGUGACCUAAGUGAAGGUGACUCUGAGAAGGACAUUUCUGUACCCAGGCUACCCAAGAGCUUUGCUGUAUUUCGUACUCAGUUCUCUACUCCAGAGCCAAGCCCACGAAGGAUGUCUGUUGCUAUUAAGGGGCCAGAGGAUGUCCCUCAAGUAAGAUCAUCAACCCAUGUGCCAGUGGGACCCUGGGUCCAGCCUCCAACUGUGCGUCCAAAGAUAGCAGUCCUGAAGCAUCAAGGCGAGGUAGUUCCUCUGUCCAAGUCUAUUGUGGGACGAAUGUCAGCUCACUGCUUAAUUGAUACAGCCCUUGUGAUGGGGAGGAGCUUUCGUGUAGGCUGGGGUCAAAACAGUACACUGCUUACACUCAACACACGGAAAGCGGCUGCUGUUGUGCCACUCCGAGCUGAACUGUCUGACCUAAACAUCUACACUUCUGGGCGGACCAAAGGCGAUUGUUCUCAGUGUAUUGUACAGAGGCUUCAUAUUUUUGGAGGAGGCAAAGACCCAUCGACCAACUUCAUGGAGACACUGGAAGGUCAUCUGCGCAUCCAGCUACAGUAUUGUGAGUUGAAACUGGAAGAUGAUUGUCCGCUGCUAGUCCCUUAUACUGGAGUAGAUGCCUUGCAUGCUCAUUGUGCAUUGGCUGAUCGGCUCAGUUUUAACCAAACAGAUGCCCUACUUGCUUACAGCAGUCAGGUGUGGAAUCUCUGUGUGGCACUGUGGGGUAAUCUUCCAGAUUUGGAUGCAGACAGUAGCAGCCAUCAGACUGUUAUGUUACGGAGAGAGGCAGUGAGCGAAUGGCUGGAAGAUGUUGUACAGCAAAGAGUAAGGCAGGAAACAGCCACACUGCUGGAUGAAUCUUCCAAAGCACAAGACAAGGAGCAUCAUAUUCCAGCAAUCCUCUCUCUUUUGUCUGGCAGAAAAGUACUGGAGGCUUGCGAGAAGACUCAGGAUUGUGGUGAUCACUAUACUUCGUUUCUGCUGGCACAGCUGAGCGGUGGUCCCGCAGCAAAGCAGCUGGUUCAACAGCAGUUGGCUAACUGGCAAGAGGUGCAGGCAGACUGUUACAUCAACAGGGACAGGAUCAAGUUGCUGCUGCUAGUGGCUGGCAUUCCUCUCUUCAGUGGUACACAAGGCACUGUUAAUGUCUGUGAAGGUUUGGACUGGAAGAGAGCCUUUGCACUGCACUUGUGGUAUAUGUGUUCUCCUGUAGCAUCUGUUACUGAUGCUCUGCUGCAGUAUGAGAAAGCAUUUGGAUCACCUGAUUCAAAAGAUGUAUAUGCGAAUUGCCCUGAUCCACCAUACAUGGAGGAUGGCAUAGAACCUGAAACAAGUAGUGGACAACCAGUGUGGGAUCUGUGUUUCCACUUGUUCAAACUAUAUAGCAGUCGCUCACAUCCAUUGAACUGUUUGCUGAAUCCUGCUACCCACACAUCAGAUCCACUGGAUUACCGACUGAGUUGGCUGCUACAGCAAGUUCUGAAUGCUGUUGGUUACUCUCAUAUAUCCGAGUACUCGAGUGCACUUGUUCAUACAAGUUUUGCUUCCCAGUUAGAGAGCCAGGGUCUUUGGCAUUGGGCCAUUUUUGUUCUGCUUCAUUUGAAAAAUCAAAAAAGUCGUAAAGAAGCAGUGUUGAACAUACUGGGACGUCAUGUUGAAUUGUCUAAUAACCAGGCAUAUCAAGACAAAGAGAAUUUUCUUCUAGAACAGCUCCAUAUCCCUUCCCAAUGUAUAUUUGAAGCUAAAGCAACUCUUGCAUCAGCUUGCAAUAGGCAUAACGAUGCAGCUUAUUAUUUGAUCAAGGCUGGCCUUUGGACCAAGAGUCAUGAAGUAAUUAUGGAAUACAUUGCUGCUGAUGCAAUAGUUAAUGAGAACUAUGAGUAUUUGCAUGAACUGCUACAGGCAUUGGCUCCUGUAGAGAGGAGCAGUACAAUUUCUGGGUGGAAUAAUAGGGGUCAGCUGCUUUGGGACUAUUUGAAAAUUUUAGCUGAAGUGGAUGCGUUACUAGCCAGCCAAAACCUUGCUGCAGGGUACCAGCUGGAAAAGUUGCAGCCUCAGUUGAGUGGUUUGUGUGCACGAAUAAACAUGUUACCUUGCCCCACUGCCAUGGACAGGUUAUGUCAGUCAGAAAUUGCCAAACGUACAGUCCAUGUGGUACGAAAUGUUUUGCUUCUGCAAAAGGGGGAAAAGGGUGUUUCACCACGUGUGUUAGCCCAUCUGGUGACACAGCUUCCUCUACCUGAGGAUUAUGCACAGCAAGAACUGAGACAAGUGGUGAGCUCUUGUAUGGCUGAGUUUACACCUCAUUGAGAAGAUAAUGCUACUUUCAGUGUUGAAACGUUUCUCAGAACCUUCAUCAUUCAGAAACAAAGGAAAGAAAAUAAACAUCAGGUUACUCAUAUGCAGGAAAGUACUUCAUAUGAUAUAUAAAAUAAUAGACAACUUCAUUUUUCUAUACCAUUCUGUGCUGAGGGCAGUAUAUUAAUUCUGCCUUAAAAUCUCUUACAUGGUACAGAUAGUAUUUGUUUUUAUUAUCAACAUUUCACCAAAACUUAGUGCACCUGGCUUACACAGACAGCUGAACAAACUUGGUAUGUGAACUGUUUCAUAUAUGAAACAGUUAUGUAAACGUAUAAAUGUAAUUAUUAUGAUGAUACCUAUCUGUAGCACAGGGAUUUAUUAAUUUUUCUCCAACCCCUUUAAUGGAGUCAUUGCCAGAAUGUAUGGAACAAUUGAUGUGUCUUGAGGAAGAGGAUGAGAAUUUUCUCAUGUGCAUAGUGUUAAAAUAGCCAUUAUAGUACAUAGGAAUGAAAGUUCAUUGUUUCCAUGGUUAAGAUGGAAUUCAGUUACAGUAGUAAUGUUAAACAAAUUAACUUUCUCUUCCAAUACUGGAACUAUGACUGAACGUUCAUAUAUAUCUCUUUGUUUUUAGUGGCAACAGCAUCACUUACAAGCGCAGUUUUGAAUUGUUGUCAGUAUCCAGCAAUUAUAGCUGUGCCAUGUUAUAAGUUCCUUCAGUACUUUAAUUUGUACUUUGCAGCAGUUGAAAUUAUGUGAAUAAAAUGGAUAGUUUUUCCGUGCUUUUAACUAUAUGUACGUGGAGUAUCAGAUAAUGAACAUAGUUAAUUUUUCUGUAAUUUUGAAUUCAUAAGAAGACUGAAUUAUGAUGUGUUCAUCUGAGGAAUAUAAAUGUAAGAUAUAAUUAGAAAAUGGUUCAGGGCAUGAUAUUUUGAGACAUACUAAACCUAACAGCACCAGAGACUUACAGAGGCAUGAAUUUUCUGUCCCACUUAAGUUUUUAGGUAUGUGGGUCAGAUAUGCAUGUGUUUUCUUUUGUUUGGUUUUAAUGAUAGUGCAUGAUUCUUACAAUUGAAUAUUACUGUUUAUAUUCCUGUUAUUAGAUAGGCAGAUAACCCUGCUGUUUCUGUGUUAUAUGGGUUGUUGUGGUUUAAUCACAGACAACUGCAGGGACCAUUCAGAAAUUUCAUUAUGACCAUGAAGGCAAAAAAUCAAUGUACUCGAGACCAAAAUCUAGAUUGAUUUUUUAUUAUUUCUUUAUUUUCUUAAAAAUGUAGAAUUAAGCAAUGUUCUUGUGUACUGCCAAGCCUUGCAUGAGUAUUUAAGCAGAUACACAUCCUCAUACUUUUAUUUUAUUUGUAUAGAGUCAUGAGUACUUAUAUUCUACAUGUUAUCACUAAAUAACACUGAUAGGUGACUCUUCCUAGAUUUUGUAAAUAAACAGUGCAUUUUAUUUACACAAGAUGUAAGAUGAAUCUUUAAUUUGAAGCAUUAUAAGGCAAGAAAAAUUCCUUGUUCAGAGCCAGAUUUUAAAUUGAUACCUUUAGGACUGAUUAUAUUUAGAUGUUGAAUAUAUAUGCCUUAUAACUGACAUACCAACAUUUGUAUUUAUAAAAAUUGGCAUUGUACUAUUUUUAUGUAGUCUAGGAGGAGCAAAAAUGGCAUUAUAUUGUCACACAGUUCACUCACUGUCUUAUUCUUCUGGUUAUUUCAUUGUCGAGAAUGGCUAAAGGGAUGAAUCGAUCUCCUAACCUCAAUAAAAUCUUCUCAGGAAAAGCAGCCGCUUCACUUGAUUAAACUCUGCCAAUGUUUUGAGGACCAUCUCUUUCCUCAUUUUCAAGGCUAGUCAUGACGGAGACGGUCCUCAAAACGUCAGCAGAGUUUAACCAAGUGAUGUUGCUGCUGGCCCAAGAAGAUUUUAUUAAUGACAUCCACCAUAAAAGCUUCACAUCAUAGAUCUCCUAACCUAUUUUGCCAAAUUGACCAAAAUUGAAACUGAAUAAGCCCUGAGUAUACAUAGAGCCUUGCCUUCAUAUCCAUUAUACAUCUUCAUGUUGUUCUUAUCCCAGGUACACUUUAUUUUACAUUUUAUUAAGUGGUAUGGUUUCUGUAUGAUUAAUAUGUAUUCAUAUGAUUUUAAAAGUUGUUCAUAUGUAUUGUUCCUGCUUUUGUACUCAGAAAGAUAAUGUAUUUAUGCUUGUAAUUGUUGACACAGCACAGUAGAUGCACACAAAAUUUAUAAACCAAAAGUGGUAUUGGUGUAUCUAUGCAAACAAGAUAAAUACUGCAAUUAUUUGAA
Messenger RNA from Zootermopsis nevadensis, 8081 nucleotides. It is a transcript of the gene Nup98-96, whose product is annotated as nuclear pore complex protein Nup98-96. Gene Ontology annotation, cellular component: nuclear pore cytoplasmic filaments; nuclear pore. The record is from RefSeq and is a predicted model, not a curated record. Gene Ontology annotation, biological process: RNA export from nucleus; protein import into nucleus; telomere tethering at nuclear periphery. Lineage: Eukaryota; Metazoa; Arthropoda; Insecta; Blattodea; Termopsidae. Gene Ontology annotation, molecular function: RNA binding; structural constituent of nuclear pore.